CGCGCCGGAAGUGAGCUUGGAGAGUGCGAAGAAGCGCGCCGGUGGGUUUCAGGCCGGAGUGCACUUUCGAGUGAGAAGCCGCUGGGCUUCAGAAAGCUGCCGUCGGCAUGACGGCCCAGGGGGGCCUGGUAGCCAGCCGAGGCCGGCGCUUCAAGUGGGCCAUUGAGCUGAGCGGACCUGGAGGAGGCAGCAGGGGCCGAAGCGACCGGGGCAGUGGCCAGGGAGACUCACUGUACCCAGUUGGUUACUUGGACAAGCAAGUGCCUGAUACCAGUGUGCAAGAGACAGACCGCAUCCUGGUGGAGAAGCGCUGCUGGGACAUUGCCUUGGGUCCCCUCAAACAGAUUCCCAUGAACCUCUUCAUCAUGUACAUGGCAGGCAAUACCAUCUCCAUCUUCCCUACUAUGAUGGUGUGUAUGAUGGCCUGGCGACCCAUUCAGGCACUUAUGGCCAUUUCAGCCACCUUCAAAAUGUUAGAAAGUUCAAGCCAGAAGUUUCUUCAGGGUUUGGUCUAUCUUAUUGGGAACCUGAUGGGUUUGGCUUUGGCUGUUUACAAGUGCCAGUCCAUGGGACUGUUGCCUACACAUGCAUCAGAUUGGUUAGCCUUCAUUGAGCCUCCUGAGAGAAUGGAGUUCAGUGGUGGAGGACUGCUUUUGUGAACCUGAGAAAGCAGCACCUGGUGCCUAUGUAUUUGGGUCUUAUUUAUAUCCUCCUUUAAGCCCAGUGGCUCCUCAUCAUACUCUUAAAAUAAUCACUCAUGUUGAAAAAAACCAAAAAGCUUUCUUUUCUCCAUGGUGAGGAGACAGAUCCUACUAGAAGGACAACGUGCACAUUAUUAUAAACACAAAUAAACUGUACCACAACCCCUGACUGAAAAUAAUGUAGAAAACUUUAUUUAUGUUUCCAGUACAGAGCAAAACAACAAAUAAAAUCAUAACUCUAUGUAAACAAAAGAAUGGUUGCUGCUAAAUCAAGAACUGUAGCAGCAUCGUCUUUCAAUAAAUUAAAUGGUUGAGAACAAUGC
Messenger RNA from Lemur catta (Ring-tailed lemur), 1024 nucleotides. RefSeq names its product ER membrane protein complex subunit 4 (gene EMC4). The record is from RefSeq and is a predicted model, not a curated record. The coding region runs from base 108 to 659 and encodes 183 amino acids. The transcript is spliced from 5 exons. Lineage: Eukaryota; Metazoa; Chordata; Mammalia; Primates; Lemuridae. Gene Ontology annotation, biological process: protein folding in endoplasmic reticulum. Gene Ontology annotation, cellular component: EMC complex.